Penicillium odoratum is the source of this 213-nucleotide messenger RNA. RefSeq lists its product as uncharacterized. Gene Ontology annotation, biological process: vacuole fusion, non-autophagic. Lineage: Eukaryota; Fungi; Ascomycota; Eurotiomycetes; Eurotiales; Aspergillaceae. The transcript is spliced from 4 exons. Gene Ontology annotation, molecular function: endopeptidase inhibitor activity. The record is from RefSeq and is a predicted model, not a curated record. The coding region runs from base 1 to 213 and encodes 70 amino acids.
AUGCCUCAGUACAACGUUACCUUGAAGGAGGGUGCUCCGGAGGAGGAAUUUGAGAAGGCCAAGUCCGCGGCACAGGAAAAGGGCGGUACCAUCACGCACGAAUACAGUCUCAUCAAGGGCUUCAUUGUUGAGUACCCAGAAGAUCACGUGGGUACCCUCGAGUCCAGUGAGCAUAUCCACGUCGAGCAGGACGGUGAAGUGAAGACCCAGUGA